UCUCCCUUCCCCCCUUCCUCGGGCCCUUUUCGUCUUGGCGCCUGCACUCUCCGCGCCCCGCGCUUCCUCCCGCUCGGCUCCGCGCCCCUAGCCAGCGCUCUCCUCCCCACUCGCUCUUCCCCAAGCUCUUUCUCGCCCUCUCUGAACCGGCUCCCCCGCGCGCCCAUCCCGAGUCCGCUGCCGCCUUGUCAUGUCAGGAUGGAGAUCCGGCAGCACGAGUGGCUCUCGGCCUCCCCCAACGAGGGCUUCGAGCAGAUGAGGCUCAAAAGCCGCCCAAAGGAGCCCUCGCCGAGCCUGACCCGAGUGGGCGCGAACUUCUACAGCAGCGUCAAGCAGCAGGACUACAGCGCCAGCGUCUGGCUCCGGAGGAAAGACAAGCUAGAGCACUCUCAGCAGAAGUGCAUUGUGAUCUUUGCGCUGGUGUGCUGCUUUGCCAUUCUAGUUGCACUGAUAUUUUCAGCCGUGGACAUCAUGGGAGAGGAUGAGGAUGGACUCUCAGAAAAAAAUUGUCAAAAUAAAUGUCGAAUUGCCCUGGUGGAAAAUAUUCCUGAAGGCCUUAACUAUUCUGAAAAUGCACCAUUUCACUUACCACUUUUCCAAGGCUGGAUGAAUUUACUCAACAUGGCCAAAAAGUCUGUUGACAUAGUAUCUUCCCAUUGGGAUCUCAACCACACUCAUCCAUCAGCAUGUCAGGGUCAACGUCUUUUUGAAAAGUUACUUCAACUGACUUCGCAAAAUAUCGAAAUCAAGCUAGUGAGUGAUGUGACAGCUGAUUCAAAGGUAUUAGAAGCCUUGAAAUUAAAGGGGGCCGAGGUGACCUACAUGAACAUGACAGCCUACAACAAGGGCCGGCUGCAGGCCUCCUUCUGGAUCGUGGAUAAGCAGCACGUUUACAUCGGCAGCGCCAGCUUGGACUGGAGAUCCCUGGGACAGAUGAAAGAAUUGGGUGUCAUCUUCUACAACUGCAGCUGCCUGGUCCUGGAUUUGCAAAGGAUAUUUGCUUUAUACAGUUCAUUAAAAUUCAAGAACAGAGUACCUCAGACCUGGUCCAAGAGACUCUAUGGAGUCUAUGACAACCAAAAGAAAUUGCAACUUCAGCUGAAUGAAACCAAAUCUCAAGCCUUUGUGUCGAAUUCUCCCAAACUCUUUUGCCCUAAAAACAGAAGCUUUGACAUCGAUGCCAUCUACAGUGUGAUAGAUGACGCCAAGCAGUAUGUGUACAUAGCUGUCAUGGACUACCUGCCUAUCUCCAGCACUAGGACCAAAAGGACUUACUGGCCAGAUUUGGAUGGGAAAAUAAGAGAAGCAUUAGUUCUGCGAAGCGUUAAAGUUCGACUCCUUAUAAGCUUCUGGAAGGAAACUGAUCCCCUCACCUUCAACUUUAUUUCAUCUCUUAAAGCUAUUUGCAAUGAAAUAGCCAACUGCAGUUUGAAAGUUAAAUUUUUUGAUCUGGAAAGAGAGAAUGCUUGUGCUACAAAAGAGCAAAAGAAUAACACCUUUCCUAGAUUAAAUCGCAACAAGUACAUGGUGACUGAUGGAGCAGCUUAUAUUGGAAAUUUUGAUUGGGUAGGGAAUGAUUUUACCCAGAAUGCUGGCACAGGCCUUGUUAUCAACCAAGCAGAUGUGAGGAACGACACAAGCAUCAUUAAGCAACUUAAAGAUGUAUUUGAAAGGGACUGGUAUUCGCCCUAUGCCAGAACCUUACAGCCAACCAAACAGCCGAACUGCUCAAGCCUGUUCAAACUCAAACCCACCUCCAACAAAACUGCCACGUACAAUGCAAGCGGGAGGGAACCCCUGAGUGUACAGCAUGAGUGAACGCAUGGACCAGCGGCUCUGAAUUUCCUAUGUACGUGUAAAGGACUUGAGGAGAGAAAAACAAUUUAAUAUGUCUUUUUUUUAAAGGAAAAAAAGCACAGUUAUAAAAAAUGUUCUCUGAACUACAUAUAAUAUCUAUCUAACAAUGUUUUAGCGCCAUGUGCACUAAAUUUAAGACUUUUAUACUUAUUACUUCUGACAGAGAAUGUCAUUUCAGCUUAGAAGUUAGUUUUUACGUUUGCAUACAAAUUUUAAAACCUAAGAUUCCUCUUCCUUUCUAGUUUUAGAGCUUUUUCUGCUGACCCACCUGGUCAGUUCUUAGGAAGCUUAGCAUGAGUUAAGCUCUUUAACACCUUUCUGAGAACUGCUAAUGUAAAGAGCAGAGUGAGGAUUUUGCUUGGAGAGGGGACUGAUGAAAGCAAGUAUUUAUUCUUAUAAAACAUCUCCAACACACAUGCAGUCAUCUAAGUAUAAACAGCCCUCAAAACUCUCUAAAAAAUUUACCUUUUUGCCUCCUCGUCAGUUUCUUCUAAUAUCAUAGGUUUUAUUUUAUAUCACUUUUCACAAAAUGUUAUUGUUAUUAUAUAGAGUCCCUAAAUUCACCUGAACAUUAUUUCCAAGUAUGAUAAUAUCUUUUGAAAAUGCAUGAAUUCCUCAGAACGGAUACAAACUAGAGGUGGGAGUCUUUAAUUUUUACUUUUCAACUGCAUUUUUUUCUACCAAAUUGGUAUUUUAAAAUCACAGCCAGCAAUAUGUGUAGCAUUUUUUUCUCUCAAACUUAGAAAAAUUAUGUAGCUACCUGCAAAUAUCCAGCAAACUAUUAAGUCUACGUUAUGAAAAUAAAGUAGUUUUUCACAUUUUUUUAAUUUACGGUGUUAAAAAGGAAAGAUCUUUAUGCUUUUUUAAUUUCUUUAGAAUCAGUAUGCUGUAAAGAGUAUGCCAGCAAAUGUUUAUAGAGCUAUUUAAUAUACCUUCUGCUAUUUAAUAUACCAAAUGCUUUUCGGAGAAAUGCAAUUUAAAUACUGUGCUUAACAUAUUUUAUUAAGAAACUAAGAUAUGGUUGGAUGAUUGUUCUAUAAUGUCAUUGUGUGCUGGUGUUUUCUAUCGAUGCAAUGGAGAGAGAGCAGCUUGGCCAGGGUGCUCAGUCCUCUCUCAGAGGCCGGACAGACCUUCACCCCUUGGCUUCGGGUUUCUAUUGAUAACGUAGGAACGGUAAUAACUCACCUACCUCACAGGGAUGAUGUGACGGUAGGAAACAUUUAUAACUUGUUUUGAAAUCAAAAGAGCCUAUAUAAAUGCUAAGCAUUAUAAUGUAUAAUAUCUUUCUUGAAAUCAUAAUCUUUGUGGUAUCUUAAUAUAACCAACACCGGAUCCUUCCUAAGAACCCAGAAGGGAAAACAAUUCCACAGCUUCCAGUUGCAAAUGUGGAUGGAAAAAAAAAAAAAACGAAACACAGCAACACAAGAACCCUGGCAGAGACCUAAGUUAUCCUCAUUUCAAUGGAACAUUUUGUCGGGUCACAUGGCAUAAAUAACAUCAAUACAAAAUCAGACAUUGUUCCAAGGACCGCCCUUUGGGACCAGCAAAGACAUGUGUUUUCAGAGCAAAGAAAAGCAAUCUCAAUUUUUUUUUUCCUUUCCAGAGACUUGGUUUCUAAUGUGCCAAAAGAAAUGAUGGAGGAAUCCAUGGUCUUAUCCAGUGGGUUCCCGUGGGUUAGAAAGGGAGCUGUUAGUGAUCCAGUGAUUGGAUGGCUUCUUUUCUUGUUGUUUCCAAGUACUCCUUGGCUGGCUGUCAAACCAGUCAAUGAAGAGAGUUGGAGAAGAGCUGUACUUUUAAGGGUAGUAUGGUUCCUCAACAGUGAACACCCCAAAGACUCUGAAUAUUUAACAUAUACCCUACUCUGAUUAGAAUAGGAAUUUAUCUUGCUAGUCAUCACAGUGAAGUAAACGGUGGUUUUCAUGAUGAUUAAAUCAGAAAGAAAGGAAAGAUUAGGGGUGGAGACAAACAAACCUACCAAGCUCACUUGGUAGUUCACUGAGAAACAAGCUGGGUUGGGUUUGAAAAGGACAUCUAAAGGGAGAAGGGAUGGUUGUUUCCUUGUUCUCAAGUUUUCUCCUGGAGUACUGGGACGCGAGUGAGCUUGGCAUGGUGGGGCCCCUCACUGUCACUCUCUUUUGCAUGUGAUAGAAGAGAAUUUUGUCCUUUAUGAAUGGCCAUCAUUGCCACUUCCUUCUGAGUCCCAGCAAAAUGGUAGCACCAGGAACUGUGUCCUGGGACUUUCUGCCAUGCACCACCAGCAUCAGAGGCCUCUUCACCCAGCAGGCCCCCUAUCAGCGGGGGUCAGCAGCAGCAGACAGGCCACUGGCUCUGGGAGGCAAUGCUGGCCUUCGGUGACAGCUGGGAAAAUGACCCUGUGCAGAGUCAUAAAUGGGUCUGGGUCUCUUAAAAGGGCAUUUCAUUCUGUAGAACUUUCUUUUUAAUUUGGGCCCUUUGCCUACCCCUCAAGAGGUGACACUUUGCACCUGUGCUAAAUAAGCUACCAACUUCCAUUUAUUUUUUCCCCAUAAACAUCCCAGGAAUUACUUCCUGAGAGAAAAAAAAGGCAAAACAACAUUCUGAGACUAUAUGAUGAAUGUCUAUGCCAGAAAUGAUGAAGUGAAAGUGACUAUUAACAUCCAUAUUUUUCCCCAUAAAUAUUCCAGGAAUCAUUUCCUAAAAGCAAGGACACUUGGGUUUGAGACCAAAUCCUGGAUUUCUGUGCCACUAACAUUAACCUAGUGCCUUAUUUAUUCUCAAACAUUGAUGUUAAGCGGUGGUUCGCUAUAUGAGAAUACCUCUGUUUAUUGUGUAGUCCAAUAUGACCUUAUGAUGGGGCUCCCAGUUGACUCUUGCUGGAGUAGCAACAGCUUUACACAGCCUGCUCUCUUCUCAAGCCACAAAACCUUUAUCACCCCCCAAAUUCAAUCAGUGACACACACUGUCAAAUAUCAAUACUGUUGACCCUCACCACAUUGUCCUUGGCUCCUGGCAAGUCAAAUAAUUGAAUCAUAGAGUAUCAAACCAGGGAGAGGAAGUGGAACAUUCUGCAGUUAGAUCCGUGCUCUGUAAACACCAUACUUCAGCAUGGUUUGGGUACCUGAACAUGACAGAACUGAGGCACACUGAAAAUGUUCAUGCUGUCAUCAAAGGACCUGGUAAAGAGAUGUUUUCAUGGACUUCCAAGGUCCUGUAGAACAUAGAACAAAACCCAGUGUCCUGAAAAACUGUCAGAGCAGACUCAGUAAAAGAAACAAAAGGGCUAUGGAAAACAUUUCCAUCUGUGUGGCACUGGGCACCUCUUCGGCCCACAGAACUUUUCCCAGUAAGGCUCUAUCUGUGCUGCUGUUUGUCUUACUUCUGAUUUGGUUCUCAGUCCAAUGGGUCUGAUCACGUUUUUGGGUUGAUCUUGCCCUUUGCAAAAUGUGUUUUGUUAAUGCAGUUACUGGUUGGUUAAAAGUGCCUCAUCAAACCUGGGACUGAAAAAAGCUCAUUUCCCACCAGCCUGUGGGUCUUUUAAAGUCUUUCAGAGAUUUUUGUUUGUUUUUAGAGUCUUUUACUGAACUAAAUUCCAGGGAAAAAAAUUAAAAGGCUAUAAGAAUUUCUUGAUAAGAUCAGACCUACGGUCUGACUGUCGCAGGAGUUCCAUCUCAGAAUCUGCCUUUUAUUUUUUUCACGUGUAUGACCAUUUGUGUGAGUUUUUUUUGGUCUGAAAAUCAUCCCAUUAUUUUUAAUAUUUAAGAAAUGUAAAAAGCUACCUUUACUCUCAAUAGAACAGUCAUUUUCUUUAAUGAAAGAUGCUUUGCUUUUGGUUGUUAAAGCUCAAUCCCUUUUAAACAGCCCUACAUAUUGUGGACAAAUGUGCAAUUCUUUUGUUUUCUGUGCUUAUUCCCAAUGAACUGGUGCACUUUAUUAUAAGCCUUUUGAAGGAAAAAAUUAAUAUAACUUCCAUUUGGCCUAAGGUAAAUUAGAGAGAUUAAUUCAUAUUCAACAUUCUCCUCAUUGGCUAUGAGUUAGCACCCUUGCUUUUUCCUUUAUAUUUUGAUAACUACAUACUGCCAUUUUUACCUUAUUGAUUUAAAUUUGUGGAGGAUUUUUAAUAGCCUGGAAGUCAAUCCCAGUUUACAGCCUAGUUUUCAUAUUUGAGAGAAUGUCCAUCUGUGGUUGAAACAAACAUUUUCACAAUGGUUAGAAGUUUCUUCAGAAGUUUCUUGAGAUUGUAAAAACUAAAUGUUCUUAUUUCUGACUAACAGUCCACUUAGAGAGUUCUAAAAGGUCUCCAAUCAUUUAUGCUUCUUUAGGCAAUUUGAUGAAAAGAAAUGUGAGAUUUAAUAGGCUACCAUGCAUUUUCUUUUGCUAUGUUAAACUGCUAAACUUCUAAUUCUAUUACAAAGGAUAUCUUGAAUUUUUAAUGUUUCUUUAUGAAAAUAGGAUAAAUUUGUACCUAGACAUAUCUAUAUUAUUAACCCUGAGAUCCAUAAAUAAACUGGUGUGGUAAAAGGCUGAAUUUGGGGGAAAUCAUUAAAAUUCUCAAAUCUUUCACAUAACCCAAUGCUCAGUUUUUUUAGAAGUAAAUAUUAUGUGGCUUUUUCAUACUGUGAGAUAAGGCAUUUCUUUUUCUCCUCAGCUUGGUCCCACAACAAGCCAGUCUCUCAUUAGUAACAACCUGUGCUAUGAUAAGUGGUUAAUAAGGCAAAUACAGAGAGCACAAUGGGCUUUGGUCCCACUCUUUUGUAGAUUAGCCCAAUGAAGUAUCUUGGUAACACUAUACCUAUCUCUAUGGAAAAAAAAAUAGUUUGUUCCUAAUACGUGUUGGUUUUAGGUAAAUAAAUGGUCACUUUUCAGUGAAGAAACAGUUGUAAAGACCGCAUUCUACACUGGCCAAGUGACAGAAAAGGUGUUCAUGAAAACACAAGUUCAGUUGCCUCCCAAACUUACCAAUCAUGCUGUAUUUUUUCCCAUGCCUAAAUCCAUAAUAAAAUAUGCCUGGGAUGUGUUCAACAAGCCCAUAUUGAAUCUCGGGUUGAGAGGAUGCCCUGAAACCCAUCUAAAUGAGCUCUUCCGAAUGCACAAAUUCCCUUCCCAUUUGGCUACUCAAAAGUAGAGGAUCUAUUCAAGGAAAACAUAUUUGGAAUACUUAGCACAGUGCCUUUCACAGGAAUCACACAAAGAAUAAAAUUUUGUUGAUUUGCUAAAGUUAUUUGUAUCUGAGGCGAAGUCUUAUCUCUGUGAGACUGCAUGGUAUGUGCAUUGAGGUGAUUGCCUUUUUAUAAAAGGGGAGAAAUCUGAAGGGGCACACUUUUUAAAAAAGUUGUCAAUUGAGUGUUUAGCAAAGGCUUAACAGAGCAGAUUUUUUAAAUUUCCAAUAGUCAAUAAUAAUUUUAUCUUACCAGCAGUUUCUGAAUUCUAAAAUUUCAUGUUUUUAUUUUUAAUUGGGCUAACAGGUUGAUAAGAAACAAACAUGGACAAAGAGUCCAAUUAAAUCAUAGUAAGGUGAAGAUGAUUUAUGAUUUAUUUCUAAUUCAUAUUAGAGAAAUUAGUAAGAGAAAAAAUGUUAUCCUUUUGCAAAAUGGAUCUCUGGCUCUCAAACCCAUUCCUCUUGGCCUUGGAAAUAUUGAAAAAUUAUUCAUUCCCUUAUGGAUUCUGCUGCCUCUCAUGGGUUUAAAAUUUAAUUAUGAGGAAAAUUUGAGAAAUUCUGAGGUUCCUGUAAGACACAGCACAAGCAAACCAAGUUUCUCAUUUAGAGGAACUCCACACAGGUGCACAACAGAUCUCAAUUUCCAGGAUUACAAAUAUGGAACUUGUGUGUGACUUUCCAAUAUAAACGGGAGGAGCAGAGCUUUUUAAAGACAACUCAGAAAAUAUGAUCCAACAACAUUCAUGCAAAACAAAGCUUGUUACAAUUUCAGUUACUUUUUCUUAGAAUGGGAAUUAUUUGCUUCUUUAGAAAGUGCUUUUUAUUAAAGGCAACAUCCCCAAAAAUGUAAUAAAAGAAAGGCAGCACUAUGGUUUCAGGAACAUUAUAGUUUGAUAGAGUGCUUAUAAAAUCCCCUGUGGGAGCCUGUCAUUAAGACACAAAACUGUCACCAGCAGUAAAGUUGUAUCUUAUUAUCUCUGUGUCCUGGUGUCCUGGGGAGACCAUGCCCAUAGCUCCAGUAUGAGUAGAACCAUAUUCUCUGUCAUUAAAGUUUCCACAUUGGCCACUGUUGAUGGCACCAAAGUUCAGUACCAGACUCAAAGAAACUCAUUUUUAGUCCAGGGGGUAGCCUAAGAAAGAAGUACUCAGCAGUGGUAUUCUUGUUUGAUGGUACCUAGCCCAACUAAUCAGAGGCCAUCCUUAAGGAAUUUGAAUAUGAGCUAUAGAAAGUUAAUCAGUAGCAGUAAGAGCAGCCAAGAUAGACACAGAGAAAAGCCAAGUCACUCGAAUGGUGCCACUUAAAGCAAUAAUGGCAACUGUUUCUGCAGCUCAGCCAACUAGAGUUCUGGUCAAUGCACCAUUUCUGCUCUUAGGAUAUUGAGGUAAUAAUUGAUUCCAGAACAAUGAGGCUGGACUUUGUAGUUACUAGAUUGCCUCCUAU
This is a messenger RNA of Choloepus didactylus (southern two-toed sloth), 8432 nucleotides long. It is a transcript of the gene PLD5, whose product is annotated as phospholipase D family member 5. The record is from RefSeq and is a predicted model, not a curated record. The transcript is spliced from 10 exons. The coding region runs from base 199 to 1818 and encodes 539 amino acids. Lineage: Eukaryota; Metazoa; Chordata; Mammalia; Pilosa; Megalonychidae. Gene Ontology annotation, molecular function: catalytic activity.